UUGAUUUUUAUUUAUGUUAGAGCUUCUCAAUACGAUGAGUGUUAGGCUCAUGUCUGCGCUUCUUGUGCUGCAACGUAUCUGGAAGCUGGAGUUGAAAAUGCGUGGGCCUUCCCUGUUCGUCUUAGGAUGUUGCUUCGUCGUAUGUCUCUCUGCAUACGACCGGGCAACAUUCUUGAAAAGAGUCAAGGGCAUGAAUCCUGGACAAUUCUCGCCAUCUUGCAAGAAAGUCUUCAUGAAAUGCUUCUCAAAGCUGGUGGGACUGAUGAAGAUGCUGGACUUCACGGGAGAUGCAUGGCGCAAGUAUACGGAAAUCGAAUGCGUCAGCAAGCUUCUGAGCGAUGGGUUUCCUGAUUACACCGUAGAAUGUGCGAUGAAUUCUAUAAUGGGUCAGUUCAUAUCGUGCUACAGAAGUCCGGCAUUUGCGGAGUACGCAGGACCUGAAGACAUGGCAGAGCUUAAUCCAGCCCUGGUAAUCUCACCCUUCCUCUCUUAUGUUUGA
Molecule: messenger RNA, 499 nt
Organism: Ornithodoros turicata
Lineage: Eukaryota; Metazoa; Arthropoda; Arachnida; Ixodida; Argasidae
Exons: 5
Coding region: 14-499 (161 amino acids)
Source: RefSeq, a predicted model, not a curated record